Amoebophrya sp. A25 is the source of this 3370-nucleotide messenger RNA. NCBI's taxonomy places the organism in Eukaryota, Dinophyceae, Syndiniales, Amoebophryaceae. The record is from the annotation of a GenBank genome assembly.
GCAGGAGCUUCGGACCGAGCUCGCGCAGAAGCCUGUGUACCAUGUGAUUAUCCGCGGAAACGAUCGCCGGUUCGUGCCUCCGGGAGACCGGAAUACCGUUGACAUCGUCACGAACUACUUCGUUAGCGCAAUCGACGAGCUGAGAGACCUCUUUGUAGAGCGGCUCGACGAGGUGCUCACGGGAUAUGCCGAAACAGGAGAGGAGCCCAUCGAGGCUUUCCAAGCGCUGAUGAUGGACCCAGGCUUCGUGCGCUUUCUUGAAGAGUACUAUCGCAAUGGAGAUCAGCUCCAAGAGCGAAACCUGAAGCUCGUUGGCAGGCUGCAAGGACACAAAUGUUUUCUACACAACAUCAUCAAGGAAAACCAGGUAGAGCUGUUGCAGGAGUUGCUCGAAAACUACUCAGAAACUUCUACUAGGAUGGUCGAAAAGGAGAAGCAACCUCUCGCACAAGUGGCACCUUGGUUACGGUUGGCGGAGCCGACCCUUCCCAUGGGGUGUUACAAAAUCACCGCAUUCCAUCGCGCCGUUUACGAUGGUCGUGCGGACUGUCUUCGAAUAUUGCUUGAUUACGCUACUCGUCAUGACAUCGACGUAACCGCUCUUCGGAACAAGGAAGAGAAGCUUUGGCAGCAAGAGAACGGACUCGAGGGGAUGAAUUUGCUCGAAAUGGCGCUUGAACGGCAAAACUUUGAAUGUUACAACUUGCUGGCUCCCUACUUCGGAUUAGGUUUUCACGAAAGUGGCGAGAGGAAGGACCAAAACCCACGGGACUUCUCCAACCUGAUGUUGCCCAGGCUGGAAUUAUUGAUUCGUCCCCAAAAGGAGCCAGAAGUACAACACCUACAACCACACAAAGGCGCGUUGGCUGGGAGCACGAAAGCUGAAGAAGAUGAAGGCCCUGAGCAGGGUGAUGAUAAAGAUGUAGACCAGGCAGUAGUGGUUCGGACAUGGGAAGAUUUUGGAGCUGCCAUUGCUGAUUUCCUCCACCGUCCACGACACGAGACAGAAUCAGAAUCUGGUUUUGUUUCGGGUCAGCCUACUGGUCCUGGUGCUUCUUCAACAUCAUCAACCACUCAAGAACAUAAUGUCAACUACAACUGGAGUUCGGCUUCAUUCAUCACCGCUGACGACGUCAAAAUCAAAAACGAGGACAGAGGAUUUAAGUAUCUCGCUGGGCUGUCUGUGCAUAAUGUGUUCAUGGAGGAGACACCGACUGACGAGCAAGCAAGCGCGUUCUGGUCGUCAAUUCUGUCGGCUGCGGAGCACAUUUACGAAAAGAACGAUAUCCAUUUGAACACCAUCACCUUUCGUGCUUGUCGGAAUCGGAUGCCUGCACGGACACUUAAGACACUGAUGCAGGCGCUCACGCGGUUUCCGGUUAAGCGUCCUUUGCGAGCUUGUGCUUUCAACGUAUCGGGCUGGUGUCUGCCCCUUGUCCAAAUUCCUGCUUUUUCAGGAUUUACCCGACUGACAUCCUCUGCUAGUGGAGCCAGCACUUCGGAAGAUUCCGACUUUGCUCGAAAAACAGGUGAACAUUAUAGGGAGAGUACUUGCAAGCUCUGUUCUGAGGUAACCACCCGUACCACUUCGAACUCGUCGCGAGUCCUGUCAUCAACCUCAGCGGGCACUUCCCCUGAAGACGCAUCAGUCACCUCUUCCGCAGAGACUUCACCUGAUCUUUCGAUUGAUACCGUAGCAACGCUCGGACAAGGUCAUCUUCAGGACGAGCUACUGAGCCUGGACCUCCAAGUGUCGUCGUCUGCUCCAGGGUCACCUCUUGCAUCAGCUACAGAUGAUUAUGUUGAUAUGGCGGUCGUUGUCACUAUGGUUGACGAGAUCUACGCACAGGCCUUCGCAAGACAGAACGAAAACUUCAUUCAACUUCACAGAACGCACUGGAUGCUGUUCAACAAGAUCUUGAAGAAGCAGCGCAUGCCUCUCGAUUCGCAAAGCUCGAUAAAGGCAAAACUAGUUGCAUUGAGCUCGGCCACGCUGGCGGAGACGACGCUCCUGAAGAUGAUGAGGCGGCGAACUCACAAACACUUGGAAACGAUCCAAAAGAGCGAGGAAGAUCAAGAGAGGGACGCCUUUGGAACUUCUUUAUUGCUUGUCGCAGCGCCGCUGUCUGUGGCUAAUGUUUUCUGGGAUGUCGCGCGUUUGCUGCAUGAAGAGCCGGCAGAUGCUGGCAAUAACCUCGAAGCAGAGGCAGUGAUUUACUUCGGUUAUUGCAUUCUCCUCUGGUUUCGCCACUGGUACGCAGCUGCUUCACCCAUCAACCACAAAGACGAACGACAGGAGGUGAACAUGAAUUCUUGGGAGACCUUUUGUUCAGUGACACUUCGCACUUUGGGAUACUCUGUGGAGGAUGAAAUCGAAAGUGGACGACUCAGCGAAGACGACUACGACGAGUUGUGUGGAGAUUUUCGCGGGCUCCUCGAUCUUGCAGUUGAGACCUUCCUCCGUAUGGACGUCGCCCUGCAGCAUUCUUUCUCCCGUGUAGAUCGCUCGUUGCUGCCUCGCAAAUGUGUCCUCCUCGGAAAAAAUAUAGAUGCGUCUCCUUCCAGUGAUGUUGUUGAACCUGAUGCUAAAAAUGUCGAAGGGCAGCAAGCGGAAGUAGAAGUAGUUGCUACUCCUAAAAAUUUCUACGAAUAUUGCUGCGAAGAUCUCUUCGCGGAAGAUCUCUUGAGAGAGUUACCACGGACACGACGCGCACUUGAGAAGAUACGAUGUUUCUACGUCGCGUGAUGUUGACAACUCGUUGGCUUGGUAACAACGAGACGAAAAAAUAGAAAUACUACGAUGGACGAUAGGGUUAGGGAAAGUGCUGUUGUCUUUGCUUGUCAACAUGACAACACAACUUUUGGAUUUCAUAUAGUUCGUUGAGGAAGACUUUUUAUCUAGUAACUUCUGAACCUGGUGACGAAAAAGAUGGCAAUGCCAAAAGCUCCUUCAUUCUAAUAGACCACCAUGACCAUUUCAUUAUCUGUAUCAUUCAUUGAUUCAUCCUCGGAUACCUUAUGUUUAAGUCACAUAAGAAACUGAAUCAGCAUCUUCUUGACACGCUAUAGGUGAUAUCACAUUUUUCUUUCAUGGCCUGCUGCCUCGUAGCCAAGGUGGCACUCAUGGACUCAUUCAUUCAUCAAUCGGGUGAACUACAACAGCUACACCACUCAUUCCAAAACCACAUACUCCUAGACGCAGAGCAAAUUUGAAAAACAACAAAGCAUUCUCAAGCGGUGCUCCCAGCGCCAAUUCAUUUACACUUCGAUAUGUUGGUCUAAGAACAAUAAGAUGGGACUAGUCCAGUUCCAUCAUACGGCAUCGGUCGUCCUCGGACGAUCCUUAACAGGAGUUGGUAUAAUCAUGUUG